ACACGAGCCCGGGGCUCCGGCGGCUGGAGGAGAGAAAUCACUGCCCCCAGUGCACACGAGACACCGGAGAGGCUGGAAUUAAAACCCGCCCUCUGGAGGGAUCUCGUUUCCCCCAAAAACCUCCCAUUUUCUCUCUCUCUCUCUCUCUCUCUCUCUCUCUCUCUCUCUCUCUCUCUCACUCACUCACUCACUCACUCUUCUCUCUCUUUCCCUCUGUCCCUCUCUCUUCCUUUACCUUUUAUCCCUCGUCUUUCGCCGUCUCCCCCACCACAAUAAUGGAUCUCACGGCGAGAUGUUUGCUUCUUCUAUCCUGUCUCGGCGUGAUAUUGGCGAUCGAUUUGGAGGCGAUUGAUCCGGGCUACUAUGUGGACCCCACUGCCACAUCAGAGACGAUCGACUACAAGGAUCCCUGUAAAGCUGGUAAGAUUUUUUCCUCUUUUUUUUCUUUUCUCGCUGUGUGUGUGUGAUUCACCUUUUUUAUGUGGAGGUAGAGACAUGCCACGAAUCUGUUUGUGGAGCUUUGCAGAGAUCGGGCGGAGAGACGCGUUUGGAGAGGAUGACAACCCUUAAUGUAGUUUUUAAAAGGCUUUAGGAAACAAUCUGUGUGUUUGUUUUGGACUGAGAGACAUAGUUUGGAACAUUUCAGGCUCACACAGAGGUCGCUUAAGAAAACCCAGUUCGGGGAGAGUGUAAGACUGAAAAUAAAGAAGGAUGACACUGAAUGCUUUUUGUCGAGACUUGAAAAGUUUGGGCUCAAGUUCUUGUUGAAAAGUUCCUGCUUGCACUCUAAUUCUGAAAAAUGGGAUCACGUUUUCUGCCUGCUGUGAGUUAGCAUUAAAGCCUGAGCUGCUGGUCAAACAAAGGAAAUCUGCACUUUGAUUUUUCUUUAAGACUUCUGCUCCCUUUUCUGGUUGGUGUUUGUCACUGCACAAAUAGUCUUUAUUUUCCACCGGCUGUUCACACGGCCACUAAAACAAAGUGGAGGAGGGGAGAGAGAGCAGAGUACAGUCAAGCUAAGAAAUUAUGCUCACAUUAUUGAAUUGGCUGCUGUCUUGUAGCUCAGGGUGUAAAACUGUCCGUAUACUUAAAUUAUUGGCAAAAGCAGAUUAAACUUCUUGUCAUAAUUAUCUUUUUUUUUGUGGUUGUGUGUGCGUGUGCUGUGAACUCACUGUCUUGCCAAAUCCCUUUGGGGGAGUUUGAACAGAUUGUGUUUUCCAUCUGGUGAAAGUAUUCAGGUUACAGAUAGAGAGAGUUGGCUUCAGCCAAAAUGACCUCUAAAGUCCUGGAAGUGCUUACCGCUUUGGCAUUUGACAAUUUCUGAUGUGGCAGCCGGGGAGAAAGAGGAGAAAAAAAAAUCUCUGCUACUAUCUGGUUUCCUCAUCUUUCCCCCCUGAGAAGAGGAGUAAAAGUGUCACUGAUGUGCGAGGUUUGUUGUGGGUCUACAUAAACCUCAUAAAGGGUCCCACGUAAGAGCUGGACAAGAUGCAGUUUCUAUUCGGCUCAAUUUGAGUCAUAGAAGGUAGUUUGGCAACAGCUGUGUGGAUUUAGUGGACACGGACGUGAAGUUUGGACUGAGAGGUAAACUAACAGAGGAUUGAUGAUGCUGUCGGUUUAUCUCCUUAAGUGGUUUUUGUUGCUUAACUUCCAAGAACUCCUUGAUAUUGAACAGGACUCUAGUGCCGAGGAACAUCCACUCUUGGUCAUCCCCAUUCAUAUUUUUGUUUGUUAGUGUGCGGGCGCUUUCGUCAUUUGUAGUAAAGUUUGAAAACUGUCAUUGAAUGGCGUGCGCUUUUGUUUAUGGUUUUCCUCUAGGCACUUCUGCAGACAGGUGGCCGGGAGACGGUCACAAGUACAAACUCCCACUUUACUAAACCCUCCUAGUCGGCAGCUCGUCCAACACCCACCUGCUUUUCUCCUUCCUACUAUGCAGCAAAGUGUCCAAGAUCUCUCAGCUCUCCCUUUUACUCCCUCCUCCUCCUCCUUCUCCUCCUCUUCCUCCUCUUCACUCUGUUGCAACACAUCAGUGACUGACUCUUUCACUGUUGUCAUCAUGCAUCUUUAGCUAGUAUGGGCUUGAUGAUUCUUGUAUGAUGGAUUUUCUCACAUUUUUUUUUCAAGCCCAUCGGCGCUCUUGAGUGUAUUUGAUCGCUUUCUUUGGCCCGCAGUUCAGCAAUUUUAUGUCACGCUGCUCCCUCCAGGGAAAACGCUCGCAGCCAUGUGUAGUUUAUGAGGCAAGAAAACCUUCUGCCUUUGCUCCACGGUGCUUCGUUUUUAGUCCAAAUUCGACCGCUUUAUCAAGUGAUACAUGCAUGUUGACAUUAAAGGAGCUUAGUAGUGAGUACUGGUCAGUUUGGUGGUUGAAAAGUGGAAAAUGUUAAAUUUAACGCCCUCAUAUUGGCUCAAAAACAGUCAGUAACUUAUCAUUUCUUAACACAGAGUAUGCUCUGCUUAAGCACGAAUAAUCCAUAAGAUAAAUUCCCCACCUACAAGAAUGAGACAACUCAUCAGUUCUGCAGAAAUGAUAGAAAUGUGCAUUGAUUGAAGUGAGCAGUGCAAUAACACUGAAGUAAUGCCACCUAAUUAGGAAGUUAACCAGUGGAAAAUUCCUGAGUUUGCAGAACUCCAAAGUUGGCAGCAUCCCAGGAAGUCAUUUAGGACUCUAACAGCACGCUGAGAUUAGAUCCACUCAUUUUAAAAUGAAAAAUGGAUGAGAAGCGGCCGAGUUCAUUGUCUGUUCUGCUUAAAUAAUUAUUAUGUGAGCAGUGACUGGUCUGAGGUGAAAAAAAGGCUUCCGUUUUGAGGAGUCCAGUGCUGGUUUUGUGUCUCUGUGGCAGUCUGAGUGUUGUAUAUGUGAUUAUUUUGGCGACUCCCGGAGCUUCAGUGCUGUCGUGGCCUCGGAAGCAGACAGGUCAACCUGAACACCUCUUUCUUCUCUUUUCUUACGCAAGUGGUUUUCUCGCCUCUGUGGCCCUCGGCUCUCCUCUCCUCUCCUCUUCGCUGGCUCGAACACCUCACAGACUGUAGGUCAUUCACCUCAUGCCAGGGGAAAUCGCGGCCGGGGCACGCCAGUUUUAGUGUGCCACACCAGCCGAGGUGAUGUGAAAGCAGGCUAUUCACAGGGGGCGCGUCAGAGGUUAUCUAAAAUCAUCUGCUAGCUGCUCAGAAAACUUACGCUGUCACUGAGACUCAUGUUGCUCCUAUCAUCUUUAUAAUAAUCUCAUAAUCUCAAAAAAAACAUACUCGCAUGGGAACCAGGCAACAAAAGCAAGACAAAAUCAAGGUACUAUGCUUUGCCGGGCCUUGUCUGUGUUUGACAACAGAUAUAUUCCUUUUUAGAAAAGUGUGUUUCAGACUUUCGAUGUUCUCUAAAGUGUGAUGUUUAUUCUCUGAAGUGUCACUCGCUUGCUGCUAAGAGCCUCUAAAAAAACCUCUGUGGCAGACUACAUUAGUAUAAUUUAACAGACGGGCACUUUUAAAGCAUGAGAGAUUUAUAAUAUGAUGUUUAAAUGUAAAACAAUCCUCCGCUUAAAAGCAUCUGCAUGUAUUUUUCAACAACUGUCAAACCACACCAGCAGGUUUUAUUAACUCUAUUUUUUACUACCUCCUCUUAAAAAACACUAAGUUUGGUUUUAUGUGUAUCUUUGUGUGUUUGAUCCUCUGAAAAACAGCAGCUGACAACACCACCCUCCAUCCUUCAGUGCCUCUGUUUUUUCGCCUGAUGUGAUGAGGCUCUCUGCUGAACUUCAUGAUUGCCCUUUUAAGCAAACACUUAAGCAGCUACUCUUCUUUUAUCAUGGAAUGAGGGCUGUAGAGGCGAGCCCACACUGGGUGUUUUUUUUACAUUACAGGACCCCUGCUACUUCUCUCUCCGCAGGGUUCAGGUGAUUAGGGAGCCGAUCUAUGACCUGAUUUCGCUCCACCAGUUUGAGGAAUAUAUUUGUCAUCAGAGCUAAGUGAUAACUAAUCUAGCAUCGCAUUAAUACAAAGUCUGGGUGCAGAGUCUAAGUAACAGUAAAUGCUGUGGGAGAGCUCAUUUAAAUGGCUAAGAAAGCACCCAAUUAGCCUAAAAUAAUGAGCAGUUUAACAGCCACGUCUUCAUUACUCAUGCUUUGUUUGGGCUAAAUAUCAUCUGUGCUGCUUUGCUGUUGAUGUGAAAGGAUUGUUUUUCUGUUUUUCCACCUGUAGUGCAUACCUGAGAUUUUUUUCUGUUGCCACAUAUAACUAUUAUUUAUGGAAAGUGUGGAUGUUUGAUAAGAUCUUCCAGAUUUAGCUCAUCAAAUAUCCUGUUUAAAUUUUGUUUUGGACAUCUACUCAGAGACAACCUGCAAAAAAACAUGCAGAUGCUAAAUAAAUAUGUUAUUCUGCUGCCCAAACCAGAAAUAAGACAUCUGGGGGGGUCAAAACUAGUCUUGUCAGUGGAAGAAAAAAACUCCCGGUGGUAAGGUGAUGAAUUAUAUGUCUUUGUAAUGAGCUCAAAUGCUGUGUAUAGUUGACAUUAAAAGAGACAAAUGGCUGGCGGGUGAUGAGUCAUUAAAGGGGUUUGACUGGCAGUAUGAUAUAUCAGUAAUCAGUGGCACCGAUGAGCUGGGAAAUCCAAUCUGCUAAUGGGCUUGAUGGAGUGUGAAAUGUUAAAGAGGAGGCAGCAUCUUGCUGUGUGCCCUUUGUAUCUGGCUCUCAUUUCGUCAAUAAGAUCUAAGCUGCGGUGUGUUGACAGUAACUCGAUGUCUUGAUGAGACUUUGGGCUUUUAUUGGAAAAAAAAUCACUCAAAUCUCAGCCUGAAGCAUGAGACUUGUGCAGAUUCUCUCUUCUAAUUAUACCUCUGUCAACUGUUUGAGAUGAGAAGAGAACAGUGUUUUUUUUCUCUCCUGCCUCGGACUCAAAUUGCAGUGUUAGAAAAUGUCAAGGUAAGCAUUUGCUGAAGAAAUAACAGCUGCUGUUGUUUUUACAAAGGACAGAAGUAGCAUAUUUACACAGUGAGAGUCCUGCAUAAUACAGUUCAUCAUUCUCCAAUGAGGAUAAUGUGGAUCAUUUUCCUCUCACAGAAACACAGAACACAUUUAGUGCUCUUUUUUUCCACCCUAAUUUAAACUCACAGGGUUUGGAGGGACAGCAUGCAGAGCCGCUACUGAAAGAAACUUAAAAAGUGAUACUUACACUGUCAUCAAAUGGUAAUCACCUUAAUGCAAUACACUAUUGGCCUCCAUUGGAAUUCAAAUGCAGCGUUUGUUUCCAAACACAGGCUGUGAAAGGCGGUGCCAGGGUAUUGUGAUGCAUUCCAGGCUUACAUAUUGGCCAGGCUUUCUCAUCCCUCAUCAUCGGGUCUUGUAUGGGAAAAGCUUGUUUAAAAACAUCUCUAUAAGCACAGCGAAGAAGAGGAGACCCAGGCCUCACAGCAGAGCUGGCCUUCUAAAUAUAGUCUGCUGUUAGUGUCUGCGUAGGCUUAGUAUUGAUGUUUGUGCAGGUUUCAAUGGCAGAUGUCGUGGUCUGGUAUCCACAGGAGGAGAUUUAUGGGAAUAGUCCUGGAGUAUUUGACACCACAGAGGUCGGGGAUAGGGCAUUACACGAAUCAAUGGGAUUAAUUUGAUCGAGAUCUCAUGUGUAAUCUCACUGGAUAGGCUGAUUGUUUGGGGCAGUCUGAGAUGAGGAGGAUUACGAUGGUUUAGAUUAACUCCAAAAAUUCGAUGAAGGCGAGGGGGUUGGACAUAUAAUCCAACGGUUCAUAAAAAUAUCCGUCCUCUUUGUAUCUAAUCUCAUUAAUUUGUGUUUCAUACACACAAAGACUUCCGCUUCUUUGUUUUCUCCGUUUCAAAGUGAAAUAUAAACCAGAUAAGUCACUGUAAGCUCUGUUAUGAAAUAGCUGUUGUGCAUGGAUAUUCCUGCUGCAGCUGUUGUAAUUUAGGUAAUGAAAAAUGUUUGGAACAAGAUUCAUCUAUGGAGUGUGAUGAUCACUUACCAUCUGCCGCAUUCACUGGGUUUUUAAUCUACAGUACAACACAGUUGUCUCCCCUUGUCAUAUCAGCACAGCGCUCUGGAUCGAGAUGAGUUUAUCACCUUUCUCCAUAGCCUGCCCUCAAUCCCAGCCUGGAGUUGUGUACAAAAGAUUCCCUAAAACCGUGUGUCUGUGGAUAAUUAAAGCCAGGAGACAAGGGGAUUAAUUCACAAUCCCUGCGAGUCCCUCCAUAAACCUGCAACAGCGUCUCCAGGACGACUGCUGUGCCCGGGGGAAAUGAGUCUUAAUGCCGCCGGGCCGUGCAUUUGCUCACUUCAAUCUCCACUGUUGUCUGAGAACAAUGACACUGCGGAUUAAACAGCCUGCCUUCAGCACAGCGGUGGAGAUUUGGGCAGAGAGCGCAGCCCUCUCUGAACCUCAUGGGGGUGGGAGAAAGCCUGGAUCCUGUUGUUUGGUCACAGUCUGUGCAUAAAACCGCUAAUAUGUGUAAAUUUGAGAAACAUCAGCCAAUUGUUCCUUAAUUUUUUGUCAGUAUUAGGUAAAGAAGAGUUUUCGUAGAAUUGUUUUGAACACUUUUUCUCAGCGCUUACUCUCUUUUAUGACAGCAACUUGGAUUUAAUUGUUUCAAGCUCUGCCUGUUCCUCUCAGCUCUUGGCAGUUCUGCGAAUCACUCUCAAAAAAAUGUGAAGAUAAAAGAGAAAAAUGUCCCUCUGUAGUCCGCCCAUCCGUCCUAUACUGCACGACAUCUGGAAGCGUCCCUUAUCAGCGGUGUUAUUGGCAGUGGCUGUCAGUAUGGGUGCUGAUUGUGAGUAUUCUGCUUUGUGUCUCAAGGAUUUAGUUCCAGGGAAUUAGUGUGUUUUGCGAGCUCAAAUUAGAGGAUCCUUGUGACCUCUGGAAUUUAAACCUGUCCUCUGUGCGUGCCCAGUCUUGCCAUCAGUGAUCUACACUUUUUUCUUAUUGCUGUCAUUAUCCUGUAAUCCCAAACACAGUUGCUUUGCUGUGAAACCUCUCUGACCUGCAGGGUGGAAUACUGGUCUGUGUACAGCAGAGCUGACUCCAGAUUGUUUCAAUAAUUCUCCUCUGGUGAAUAGAAAAGCAUUCAUGCCAAGAGUUUUUUCUUUCUUUGUUUCUAUUGUGCAUUUUAUCCCUUUUUUUCUAUUUCCUCAGAUCUCUCAAACUUUUAUGGCAAUGCUUGACAUGAAAAAAAAAGCUCUCCUGUGAAUCUUUUUCUUGCAUGCUUCAGAAAAAAAAACUGAGCUGACUCAAAACUGAAAAAAAAAAUUGAUUUGCACAUAACUUGAUUCAAGGAGACAGUAAAGAUUUACAGAUUUAAACGUUUGACAAAGACAGCCACUGUAAAUCCACUCCAUUUAUUCUACUCUUCAGUGGUUCCCUUUGCUUCCUACCCUCUGGGUUUGUCUCCCCUCCACCACGCUAACCUCCAAACACACAUCCAGAAAGCUCUUAUUUUCUAUCUGCUCCACAUCUGCCAGCCCUUCUCAGAGCCAGAGUUUGGGCAGAGAGGAUAUGCCUUCCUCCUUUCUUCUCAGGGUAUCUGCAGGGUCGUAAUAAGUCUUUAAAAAUCGAAUCAUUUGAAUUUAAGGCCUAGAAAUGUCUAAGAUUCGCUUAAAAUCUCAUCAAAUCUCUUAAAUAUGAUUUUGAAAGGUCUUAAAAAUGUAUUAACUUUACUUACAAAUAAGUAACAUACCAUAUAAAUAAAGGUAGAUUUGAAGUUAUGUAAAAUGUUCCAAUUUCUCUUCAUGUCUUUUGUACUUUUUUGCAGGCAUGGAUGUAAAAUGGGUCUUAAAUUGUUUUCUUUACGGUCUUGAAAAGUCUUAAAAGUCUUAAAUUUGACUUGUUGAAACCUGCAGAGACCCACCUCUUGCUGUCAUCUCCUGUUCAGACAGAGAUUACAGUACCAUCCCUUCGCCCUUCCUUCCUCCCCACUGCCUCCCACAAAACUCCCAAUUACCCCCCAUCAUAACUUCUCUCCCCUAACUUCUGCAUACAGUCCCGGCUGUAAAUUCUGAAGCGUGCUGGUGUUACGAGCCAGUUAAAGCGAGAAGACUCCUGGCCUGUCCUCCAUAGAAAUGGGGCAUAAAGUAAAGAAAGCAAUAAAGCACAUUCCUCAUAAAGUGGGACUGUUUGGUUACUUUCCCUCUCCUUGGCCUCAUUAAGAAGCUAUUACUUGUUCAAGGUGCCCCAUAUUAAUCCAUGGAGGCAGUGUCAGUGUCUCACUGUAUCAUAUAUGAUCGUUCUCAUUAACCGUGCAGAGGCGCCAGAGUACACAGUGUGAUUUUUUCUUUGUUUGGUAACAUCUGGAUUAAAUAUGGUCCACCUAAGCACAUCAGCGCGCAGGUUUUUGAGUUCAUACUCAUACUGAGUUGCAUGGACAUUCACCAGCCGUGUCCAAUAUGUUGCUUACAUUUCCCUUCUUUAUCUCUGGUCCAAAAAAGAAAAAGAAAGAAAUAGCCGGCCUUUUGUUUUCCAAACAGACACACUUUUUCAUGAACUCUGUAUCUAUUUCACUGUGAACAUUCUUGGAAAGAAGAAAUUCAAGAAAGGAACUAAGUGAAAUUCAGGACAUCUGUUACUCGCUCUAGGUCAUCACCAAAUGCUUUGACUGCUGCUCAUGAAGCCCAAGUCUGUCUGAGUGGCAGGAAACGCCUGGAGGGAUUGGAACAUCUCACACUGUUGUGCAGGUUUCUUAGAGUCGUCUGACUUACCAUCUCUGUUUGUCUGUUUCAGCUGCCUUUCUGGGAGACAUUGCCCUGGAUGAGGAGGACCUGCGAUCGUUCAAAGUGGACAGAAUCAUAGAUUUGGCUCAGAGAACCGUCCACACUGUUAAUCACACAGAGACAGGUAUGACUCUUUUGGCUUUUUAGUUGGUAAGAAAAACAAUCAUUUAAAAUGGAAGUAUUUCCUGUUGAAGGAUAUUUUCUAUUGAAGGGAUAUUUAACUGUGAAACUGCUCAUAACUAAGAGCCAACAGUAGCAUCUGCCAAAUAGCAACUUGGUGAUUUUUCAACUGUAAUGCUCCUGCUGGAUAUUUUAACACCAAUAUCACCACGUUCAAGAUAAAAAAUUUCCAGGCUUUGUCAGGUAAAACUUUCCUAAAACGAAAAGCUGUCCUGAAGCAACAGCUGUGAGUCAACAGAAACCAAAAGUCUUCGAAAUCCUGUAAAGCCAAGGUGAGCAUGAACCGACAUGAGCGUGCAUGUCGGUGUCUGUGCCUGGAACAUUUCAGUUUGCCGUUUCACCAAAGCUAAUGAGCAUGUUGAGGUAAAGAGAGAUUUAAGAGGAUUAAAAAUGCAUUUCAACUGUGCUUAAAAUAUCCACCGAGCAAGAUUAAUUUCAGACUAAACUGAUCUCUGGGACAGGGAUUUGAGGGGGGACUCGAGGCUGCAGACAGUGUGCACGAUCUUCUCUAAACACUCAGCUGUUGUCAUGAGCAGGUUAUUGAAUGCUCAGCUAAUUGACACGUAGGCCUAAUGGAAGAGAUUCUCUAACAUAGUCAAAUCUCUGCUCUGAGCUGUCACAUCCCCUUCAUUAAUGAAAAAGGCCAUCAAGUUCAACCAAUAAUGCCACUAAAACGAUGAUAACACUAACAGUGUGUCCUGUCCCGUAAAGAAAAAAGGUUAAGAUUUAAUUGUGUUAUUGUGAUUAACACAUCUUCCUCAAGUUUUGUCUCCUUAGCGCUCUUUCUUAUCAGUUAGCCGAGGAGAUUUGGCUGUUAUCUGACUUUUUCUCAACACAUGCACAAGUGUGGAUGUGCUAAUUGAUCUCUGCAGGCUGCUAAGAUUUACUCCUGCGGGCUGAAAUUCAACAGAACACAUUGUUCAACUGAAGGGAAAAAAAUAGUGCUAACUCCCUUGCAUCUUAAUCAAAUUUAGUAUAAAAUAAGAUAAAGGCUGGUGCUGUUAUUAGGGAACAGCAACCUUUGUGCACAAUGUACUGAAACCAGAUGUACUUGUUUUGUUGCUACAGCAGUGCUUAUAGGAUAAAGAGCUAUUUAUUGUGAAACCAGCAGGUUUUAGCUCGUGGCCUUCAUCGGGGUCAUUCAGGUGAAGUUUCACAAUGAUGUUAUUCUGUUAAAGAGUUUACACCCGAGGAGACAAAUUCACUCUUCUACACAUCAUUAAGGUAGAUUAUUCAUUAAACUCUGAUAACCAACAGAGGUAAAUAAGUGAUUGUGCAUGAAUCAGAUGAUCUCUAUUGAAGUGUUUGUGAAAAACCAACAAAUUAAUUUGCUUGAGCAUCUUCAAACUGAGAAAAAUCAUCAUUAAAAAGCCGUUUAAACACAUAAAUCAUCAGUUUACAUUGUUUGGUGAGACGGGGAAAUGAAUAGAUGAGAAAUCAAAAGGUAGAAAAGAAAAAAAUGACUCUGUUAUAUACAUAUUUUCCAUUGUAUAAUUAUAGAUUACACUACAAACUGAACUGAAAGCUUUUGUUUUAAGCUGUUGAAGUUUUCUCGCUGACAAAUAUUUACCCCUAAGUCUUAAAGAGGAAGAAGUUUAUUUUGAUUUAGAAGGAAACAUGUAUUGCAAGAUGUUUAGUCAAAAGUCAACAUUAAUGUCUGUUAAAGGUCAGAAAGUCUCAAAUCGUUCAAUAUUAUUCCUGGCUGCGGUUCACACUGCGUGUUAACAGUGCCUUCCUCUGUAUUUCAACAUGUUUUCUCCUGUUAAAGUGGAAGUUGCUUUAGGAAACAUUGUGCUUAUUCAUCACUUUACAAAGUUGAUAUGGUGCAACACUUAAGGGCAGUUCAGGAUGACAAAUGUGUGUUUGACAUCUUGAUCAACCUUAAACUUUUAAUUUUGAACCUGUGGUUAUAAACAUACAAGCUAAGAACUGAAUGAAAACUUGCGUAGUUAAAUGUUUGAUUUGUCCUCUCUCAUGAGUGUUUUUUGGAAAAUAAAGUUGUUGACGUUUUCCUGUAACUUCCUAUCUACUUGGAUUCAAAUAGCAGUUAUAAUUGCUUCUUUCUAAGUUCUGUCUGUUCUGCAGCCUAAUGGGUAAUUUGCUGUGUGUGGUUCAUAUAGGGAUGUUUCUUAUUAUAAUCACCAGGUUUAGGUGGGAGAUUAGUCUCCAUGGUUACAGCGCAGUAAUGUGCGUUUGACUGACAUUAAAAUUAUGAAACUAAUUUAAAAGAAGAAAGAAAAAGCUUUAAUAAAAACCUUUGUUCAUAAAAGGACAAACAAACGUCUCUAUUAGGGAGUGGAUAUAAUUUCCAUAAUGAAACUCACUAAUUAGAGUUUCUGAUGAAUGUACUGUAGUUUUAGGAUAAAAAAAAAGUCUUUCUAGUCUUCCGUGGGGCGGUGGAGCUUAUUUUCUCAUUCGUGAACAUUUGCUGUGUUGAACAGAGACAUCAAUAGUUCACCUUUGUUUUCUUAAUUUUCAAACCUUCAGGAUCAACCAAUCAAAGUAUCCAAAACAGGCAGGGCUCACACCGCAGGAAAAGAGCCGCCACCUCCAGACCUGAGCGCGUUUGGCCUGAAGGUGUUAUUCCCUAUGUCAUCAGCGGGAACUUUAGUGGUAAGUCACACGUCUUCUACUCUAACUUUUUUGGGAAAUGUUACAUCUGCUUUUGGAUUAAAGAAUAAGAUACAUGUACGAACUAAAACAUCAUAGAUAAUAAGAGGACGAUACAUCUAUUCUCCAAAGGUCAUUGAUUUUGAAACUAGGGUUGCUUCAAAACACAACAUGGUGUCUUGUUUUUGUAACCAGACAACCACUAUGAUUCUCAUUUAAGAGAAGUGCUGAUGCAUAAUCUGUAAACUAAACUAAUCCCUUAUUCCUUGAAAAGAAAGAGUAGAGAAAUACCUUAAAAAUGUUAUAUGAUUGGAGAUUGGUCGGGUAACUGAGCAUGGACAAAAUGAGAUUUCAUUUUUCAUACAACCAUCAAAUGUUAUGGGACUAUAAUCCCAAAAUAUGUUCACAUCACGGUUAUACAAAUCCAAAUGAGACCUCAUUAACAGUGCAGUCGUAAAAGUGUUUCCAGCUGUUGGCUCCUCCAUUCAUUCAUCCCUCCUCUACUAUAAAAUGCUGUGUUUGCGUGUGUGUCUGUGUGUGUGUGUUUCUAUCAUCGACCUCACCCUCUCUCAUCUUAUUCAGGCAGCCAGCGGGCGAUAUUCCGCCAGGCCAUGCGACACUGGGAGAAGCACACCUGUGUGACCUUUAUUGAGAGGACACAAGAGGAGAGCUAUAUUGUCUUCACCUACCGACCAUGUGGGUGAGUCAGUGGGGUUCUGAGCUCCCACAAGAAAAAAAACGAAACAAUGGUCACCCUCUGUUGAGCCUUUGCUGUCUACUUCUAAUUAUUUAGCGCUCCAGAACUUUUCGCUACUUCCUGCUUAGCAUCCCCUGACUAUUGUUCAUCAUCCCUGUCCACGGUCUCUAAGUGAGUUGUUAUUUCAGCCCCCUGCAGGUCCUAAGAGAGGAGGCUAUUCAGUGGCCUGGAAUGUCUCCUGCGCCUCAUCAUCACCCUUCAUCCGUCACUGACCACUUUGUGUCAUGCAUGAUGCGUAGAAUUGCUCCCAAGGGCGAGAUUUCCUCAACCUCCCCAUAACCCUAUGUUUUUACCACACUCGGCUGAAGUUCGUCUCAGUGUCCACUCAGCAUUUCCUCUCAAACACACACUCAAGGGAAGCUCUGCUUGUGGCUCUUGUUGUUGCUAAGCGACAAUUGACAGUCUGUUUGGACAUGCAGGGCUGUUUUCCAUGUAAUGAUAAAAUAUUUUUAGAUAAAAGCACUUGCUGCUGUUUUGGAACACAAACCAGCACAACCUUUUAAUUUUAGGUUCUGAGCAGAAAAGAGGCCAAAGCUAUUAAACGCAGUAUUAGAGCUUCUCAGGGGACGCACGAUCCUGAAAUGUUCCCAUGUUUUAACCUCACACAGAUUUAGAGCACAAGCUGGAACUAUUAUGUCAUUACACACAAUGUACCUCUCCUACUGAUAUGCAUCAUUCAAAACAAACAGUCUAACAGAAAGCGGAUGCAGGUCAUGAAACUUCUUUCCUUCGAGCCAACUGUUGAUAGUCAUUUUUAGCCUGGCCUCUAGCGCAACAGGGAUGACAUUAUCCACGCAGGCAGCAGCGGUUAGCAGUGGGAAUGCUUGGCUCUGCUGCAUAUUCAGCAGGCCCCCAUCUGUCUUGUGCAAAGUUCAAGGCGUGUCUCAGGAGAGACUGGCUCAGCUCGCAGUAAUUAGAGAGCGGCUGUCUGGCCCACAGGGCAGUGAUGUGUGUGCCCGUCCUCCAGACUCCCACACUGACCCUUUCAUGUCACGCUGAGAUGGAGCGCUUGCAAGCCAGCUAGCCCCUACCGUCACUCCGGACAUUUGCAUUGGCAAGCGGAUGAAUGAAUGUCACCGCUGUAUGUGUGGAAGACAGGGUCGCCAUGUUCAGCUCUCCCGUAAAACAGACCCCAAAACUGCUUUACAUGUGUACAGAGCAGGAUGAAACAGGCCAGGAGGUAUUAAAGAGCCAGGGACACAUUCUUCCUCUCUCCUGGGAAACACGACUUUUUGGCCCCCUGCUUUAGUUUCCACUCCCUUAUUAGUGACACCGAGUCUAGCCGCUUUAUUUUGGCUCUUGUCAAUAGUGCCUCUUUGUUUUUGUGCCCGGCUGCUGAAUCACAGGUGCUGCUCCUAUGUGGGUCGUCGAGGAGGGGGUCCCCAGGCCAUAUCCAUUGGAAAAAACUGUGACAAGUUUGGCAUUGUGGUGCACGAGUUGGGUCAUGUCAUCGGAUUCUGGCAUGAACACACAAGACCUGACCGGGACGAACACGUCAGCAUUAUCCGGGAUAACAUCCAACCAGGUAGGCGCAGAGGUCUCUCAGCAAUAAUGGAGGAAAGAAGCAGUGAGACAAAAUAAUAAAAGUACACACACAGGAUGGUUGACAAAGUUCCCGCUCAUGCUCACUCAGCUUGUGAAUUGUACUAAACCAGGUGUUUUUAGAGCCAGACAACCCAAUACAAGCCUGUAACCAUGACAUAGUAUCCAGGCUGGAGGCCAAACGCUCAAUUCUUAAUCAUUCUGAAAAGCCUGGAGUGUCUGGGGCUCAUUUGUAUCUGUAGCUUUAUUGUGUCUUUCAGACAGAGUACAACCGAAUUCACCUUUAACUUACACACAGGAGAUUGCAAUGUAUGACUCAGUCCUGUGUUCCAACUGUUCUCCCUGUUUCCUCUCUCUCUCUCAGGGCAGGAGUAUAACUUUCUGAAGAUGGAGCCGGGGGAGGUGGACUCUUUGGGAGAAGUCUAUGACUUUGACAGUAUCAUGCACUAUGCCAGGAAUACAUUCUCCAGGUAGGAGCCAAGCCAAGCUCCACGUCAUGCACUCUCGACGUUAAAACUGGUAUCUGAUCAAGUCAAGCGGAGCACUUUCCUGCUCCGCUGCAACCUUUUAACCCAUCUUGUUGUUUUCCAUUUCUGCUGAUAGUCAUUUUUUUAUCAUCAUUUUACAACUAUAUUGAUCUGUAAUGCACCGGGUCUGUGCCUUUGGACUGCUGCUGAGUAAUGUGGCAGAAAGAAUGAAACACUUAAUUCCCCUCAUUAAUAAAUCACUCCAAGACUAACAUGUAGCCUGAGGACAAAGAGACAGAAAAGGAUUACUGUUCCUUGAAUGCCUGUCUUGAAUCUCAAUGAUUUUCGUCACUAUUAGAGUUCAAGAAACAGGUUUAUUUGUAAAGGUUGGUCAUUCAUGGGUGUUUAUAAAGUCGCUGCUACAAGAGCUUUAUUUUGAAAGAGACAGUCUCCUCGUCUUGCCAGUUUUUCCCAGUCACUCUUGGCUGAAAGUCCUUAAGAGACUGGGAAGCACUACUGUGAUUUAUGUAAUAUUUGGACUAGAACUAAACACUUAUUGCUGUUUUGAGAACAACGAGGUUCAAAAACUAUCACAUGAAAUGACUUCUGACAUCAUCUGUUUUUGCUGUUCCUUGCAUCUGGAACAGUAUCUUUUAACCGUUCAGCAAAUGUGAAAUCAAUGCAUUGUGUCAAAUUUAUGAAAAUUUAACACCUCUUGGUGUUAAACUUGAAUGGAUUCUUUUUUUUCUUGGAAGUGAAAGCCAAGUUUUAGUAGUCAUAGUAAAAGUGCCAGCUUCUUCCUACAGCCUGUUCAAAUUAAGGCUCCUCUCCUCUGUUCCUGCUGCUUUAGCAGGAGCUGCAGCAGCAGCGGUCCCUGUAAAGCAGCACUAGUCCUGGUCCUGCUGCUGAGCUAGCAGUUAGAGUAGCCGUGUUUCAUCCUAACAUAGCUUCUACUUUAAAGGCUAUGUGAAGUUUCUUGUAAAAGUUGUGCCUCAAACUAUACAGACCACCUCAUUAUGUCCCUGAUGGCCCUUUGAAGCAGCUCUGAUGAUUAUUAGCAUUACGUUCACCCAAGGCUGCUGCAGGAACUCAGAUAUAGUUUCACGUCUGCUGCAAAGCCUUUACAGCACCUUCACAACUCUUGUUAUAAUAAUGAAUAUCCUGUAUAGGGCUGGGCGAUAAAAUGAUAACAAUAUAUAUAUAUAUAAAAUUUAUUUCCCUUGAUAUCAAUGUAAAACAUGGUCAAUAUCGAUUCCAUAGUCUGCAUUCUGCCAUGUUUUGGUAGAUUAUACGAAUAGCCAAUGAAAAGGUGAGUUGCCCCGGGUCCGCACCAAUCAUGUGCUGAAUUAGAACCAAGUAAAAAACAACUGCGUUGUAACAGGCUGCAGCUACACGCAACCAUAGCACUUUAACAGGUGAAGCCGACAGCACUGUCAGUGAGGAAAAAAGGAAAAUGAGUGCUACCCCCGGCAGAAAUGCAGAUGAAGGCUCAACAGAUGAUGACAUCGUCGACAACACUGGCUUGAAAACGUCGGUGGUGUGGAGGUAUUUUGUUUUUUGAGGUCAGAAAUAAAGCAGAGUAAUGUGCACUACAAAUUAUGUCGAGUACAUGUUCCCGCUAAGUCGGGAAAUACCUCAAAUCUUUUUCACCACUUGAAGCAGUGACACGCGGCAGAACACAGGCAAUGCAAAAGUUUACAAACCCAGAGCGACACAAGCACGAAGCAGCCCAUGGCGCUCGUGCAGCCGAAACAACCGACCAUUCAUUCCGCUUUCUCUAGCGCAACGCCUUACGACAAAACAUCUUAGAGACACAAAGACCUCACAGAUGCAGUAGCUUAUUGAAUUGCUAAAGACAUGCUACCAAACAGCACUGUUAAAUUUCAUUUAAGGGUAACAGGGAACAUUUAAGAUUGACAAGUGAUUUUUUUUAUACCGUGAGAUAAAUCAUGAAAAAAAUAUAUAUAUCGUGAUAAACUUUUUUCUAUAUCGCCCAGCCCUAAUCUUGCAGCACAAUUUGGAUCAACCCUUGAUCAGGUCCUACAGAUAGCAGAGAAUUGAGUUGUGUAAGAAGAUUCACUAAACUGUAAACUUGUGUUUCUUGGACUUCGGACUGUGGACAAAUAAAUAGACCAAAACGGCUGAACUUAGAGACCCAUAUGUAUCCAAAUUUGGUCUUAAAAUGUGGGACAGUGGAAACAUGCUGCAUAGAGGAACUUCUGUUAGUAAAAGCAGAGCCGUGAAUGUGUCAUACUUAUAAUGGCACUUAAUUUUGUUGCCAGCUGACCUCAUUCAGUACUCCCUGACGGAUGUGACAGGAAGUCCCUCCAGAUGUUGUGGUGUCAUGGACUUGGAAAAAAACAAUCCCUGUGGCAAACAGCGGUCAGUCUGGACUGUAAUUCUAGUUAUCUCAGACGGUUUCUAAUUGGAUGUGCGAAUCACUUUUGGCCUGUUCGGCUGUUUUUCUAUAGGUUGUUAAUAGAAGUCCUGGUCUUUAUUACAAGUAUUAUUACAUUAUUAACCAGCUAUGCUCCUGCAGAGCCAAAACUAACCACUGAGGAGAAAAUGGAUCGGACUGAGCUGAUUCUUUUUACAUUAUGUCCUAAGCUGUGUCCAACAUACUUACCCUGAAGUUGUAUAAAUAUUAUUGUUACCUCCUGCUCAGUUUCAUGUAUGUAAACUUUAUUGUAAAGGUAAACAGCUUAGAGAAAUCUUUGGGAUAGCGUCAGGAGCGGUCACUUUAACUGAACAGUGUUUUAUCUGUUGUAAAGGAGUAGAUUUGACAUCCAGAACGGCAGAGCCGGUGAAAUGGGAUCCACGGGCACUCAUGAUUUAAAGAAAGAACAGGGAGUCUUGACUCAUGUCUACCUCACUCUGAUAUGAGAACCAGCUGUUAGCCCAUCCUGUUGUACGGAUUCGUCAUCUGUAUAUUUUUCACUUUCGGCUCUCUCAUGCCCUGUGUGACUCUCUUAGUGUGCCGGCCUCUUCCCAAAUCAACUGCCAUACUCCUGUGGCAAACAGAUUCUGGGAAGCAGAGAGGGGAUCUUUGUUUAAGCAGAGGCUGCAGCUGGGUGUAGGCCAAUGUACAGAAAUGCUUGUCAAGCGCAUUGCAUCUAACCCCAUAGGUCAAAAAUGCACCUCAUGCUGAAUGGAGCUGAUAUAUCGCACUCUUUCUUUUUGCAGGAUUUGAUUCUGGGUUUUUAAUGAAAGGUGAAUGUGAGAAUACGGUUACUUAGCAUACAAAUUAGAAAUAAAAAACACUUUCUUAGCUUAGGAGAGUCUUCUGCAUCUGAUGAUUUUUAUUUUUCUACAAAAAAUCUUGUAGAUGGGCUUAUCUCAUAUUGAAUGUAUGAGUGCUCAGACCUGAAAGACAGUCUAUCCUUGUAAUUGAUUGAGCUCUUAGAUGUAGAUUUGGUCUUAUCGUGUUUUAGAUAGACAUUUCUGGUAUGCAUCUCCGCUUGUCAUAUUUUCGUCAGCUAAUUUUUCUUUCCCUGGUUCUGUUUUUGCUCAAACUCUUGACUCUGUCUCUGCCCUACUUCGUGGAACUGUGUUGAUCAACAAGAGUGUGGAGACACGAGAGGGGAAUGGCCGUGGCUGCUGGGGAAUGUUUCACAGAGCUAUAUUAGCAGACAAGGGGCUCCUGUUAGCUUUUCACAAGUCAUCCCUAGCACUUUUUCUCCUGAGCACUGAUUGGCUGAUGUACCUGCGCCAGUGUUUUUUUCUUUGUUAGCCCAUUAUUAGCCGGGGUGUUCGCUCUGUGUUUUACAGUAAAUCACCGUGGGAAGCCAGGGCCUUUGCUGAGGAUGUUGUUCUGAAGAUUUCAUGGCUUGUCUUGAUGUUUUUCUAUGUCUCUUUUCUUGGGGACAAGUAGGCCUGAUCCCCAUGCCUUUUUUGUCUGUGGCGUGUUACCCGACCCACAACUCUGCACACCCCCCUCCUUCACUGCAGAGACAUUUUUCAGUGCUGGUGCAUGGAGCGGUGCCAACUCAAAUAGAGACCUGCCAGUGUGCCCUUUGUCUGCUCUGACACUGGCUGCAGUGGCGUUUUUCACCAGCAGCCAGCAUAGGGGCUCCUAGAGACUCUCGGACAGACACACAGGCAAGUAGGGUCUAAACUGUUAGCUCAGGCUGCGAUGUUUGCACAUGCCUGGCGUUGAUAGGCAUGUCACCAUGGGAACGGCCACGGAGCCAGGUCGUUGCUCGCCAGUACUACAGGAAAAUGGAGAUGAUAAACUAGAAAAGAGUCAUGUGACACAACUGUGUGAGAAGAGGAUUCACUGAUCUCUCUUUUUAAGUUCCACAGAGGCCGCACCUGGAUGUUUUAUACAGUUUUCAUUUCAGACUUCAAACAAAACAUCUGGCUGUUGUUCGCUCGCCUGCAUUUCUCGGCUUAUGCCGUUUAUUAAGAUUGCACAAUAACUCUGGAAAAAGAGUUAAAGCUCUACGUUUGGGUCCAUCUGUAUCACAGACACGUGUGAGAAAGAUGAUGUCAGCAGUAACUUCAGAAACAGGCUGUGUGACCCCUGACCACAAAGGGGGGUGUGAUAAGUAAAGGCAGUUGUCCAUCUGUUGUAAUUUAAACCGAGAUUAGUAGAUAAAACAAUCGUAAAGCAAACAUAAAUUUGUUUUCUUUUAUUGCCACAUGGAAAAAGUUACAUAAGUACCCUCACCUGAACUCGGAGACACACACACAUACUUCUGUGAAUGGUGGCGAGAGAUGAAGGAGGGCAGGGUGAGUGCAGCAAGAAACCACAUGGAAAAGUGGUCGGUGUGAUUGUUUUCUUUUCUUUCCAGGUUUUUAGUAGCGAACAGAUCUGCAGUUGUCACCAGCGAUGAAGGGCUCAAUACUGGCUGUUUUAUACUGGCAAUGCUUAUUAUUGCAUCUCUUCAUCCUCAGUCAAUGGCAGUAGUUUAGUUUAUGUUGGGAGACAAAGAUAUAAACUGAUGAUAGUGAAUAAUGUCCUUGCGAAGACAUGACAUAAGGUGUGCGUGCAUGUAUUAAUGUCAGUCCCUCUUGCUGAAUUACAGAGGCAUCUUCCUGGACACCAUCCUGCCACGCUACGAUGUCAACGGUGUGCGACCACCCAUCGGCCAGAGAACCAGACUGAGCAAAGGGGAUAUCGCACAGGCACGCAAACUCUACAAAUGCUCUAGUAAGACUUAAAUGACACAUCCUGUCUGCUGUGGGUUUUUUCCUGACUAUUUUUGAACCUGUGCAACACUGCCCUGAGAGAGAGAAGCCUGGCGUAGCUCACGCUGUGCAGAAAUAGCCACGCAUGUACUCUUGAUGUGGUGCGGCUCUUUUGGCUGCAACGUCCGAGAAUCCCAAGCUAGGGGGGAGUGUAAACACUACCCAAGGACAGGAAGUUUGUCAUCACGCUUUGCCAGAAAGACCCGAGCGAACAGCUGUGAUUGAGAAGAACAUGACGAAAAAAGGAUCGUUGGGAACAGCACUUAUGUCUGAACAUCACAGCUUGUACAAUGUAAACUGUGAGACGAUACACUAAGGAGCGUUACAUAAGUCUUUUUUGUGAACCGUUCACUUUGUUUAUGCUUCCAGAGAGGAGACAGACCACUUAAUGCUGUUGGAGUGAACAGGAUUUAUUGCUUUAACAGAUGUACAUUGAGAACAGUCCCUAUCGGAUAGAUUUGAUGUCAGACAGUUAAACUGUGGGUCAGGCUGGGACAAGCAAAGCUGUCAGCCUUAUUUUAACAUUAAAUGAAUCAACAUGGUAACCAUUUCUGGAUCUGCCAGUGUGGUUCCGGCUUAGGAAUGAAAUGUUAACCCUACAAAAGUCUCUUCCUUUUACAAAAUUCUCUGUUUUUUGAGUGCGAAUCUGAAUGGAUGAUGUGACUCACUUUGAGUGAGGUAGUGAGUCUCAAAAACUCCGAAUAGAGCCACAGAUUUCCCAUUCACACAGCAUUCCUGUCAGAGUUUGUCAUCCCCCAUAUGUGCCCAAGUGCUUGUUAAAAGGGUUCGUAAUUGGCAAACCUCUACCUAUUAUUAUCACGUGCAAACGCUUGUUUUACUGCUCACGACUGAAUUCGUAGGAAAGCAGUGAACCCACAGAGUUUUUGAAUAAAUGUAUAUACAGCACUCGAUAUUACGUUCCCUCUAUCAGCUCCUCUCCUCUACCUCGCAUUCAUCAGUCCCUGCACGCUUGUACACUUACUUUUUGCCAGUCAAACUAAGACUGUUUUCUCACCAGCAACACGUACAUAAUGCAUCACAUCCUCUAGAGAGCUGGGUUAUUUAUAGUAGACCAGGUUUAUUUUAAGAGGAUGCUCACUCUCUCUUUCUAUUCCUUUGUGUGAUCCUCAUCUGGAGUAGGUAGGGGGAAGGGGUGAGGUUGAGUGCAUGGUUGUGGGUGAAUAUUAUCAGCAUAUGUGCCACUGGACAUUAAAGAGCUGUCUAAUAUUUUAGUAUAACAACUCCAGCUCUGAGCAUCUGAAUUGAAUCUGAUCUGAUUGAAUUUGAGUGGCUUAAGUGUUUUCAGGCAGAGUCUAAUUGGCAGUGUGUUUUGUUCAUGGCCGGAGCCUCACGUGCGUGUUUGGUCUGUGUGUGUUUGUUUCAGGAUGUGGGGACAGUCUGCAGGACAGCAGUGGGAACUUCUCCUCUCCUGGAUUUCCAAAUGGAUACUCAGCGUACAUGCACUGCAUAUGGAGGAUAUCAGUCACACCAGGAGAAAAGGUAUGAGUGAGUGGAAAACACAACACCAGGACUUAUUUCACGUUUAAAGGUCAAUGUAAUGCCUUUGUUACUCCUUAUUUUUGUAAAACCAAUAAUCGCUUUAUCUUUUGUUUCUUAGAUCAUUUUGAAUUUCACCUCCAUGGAUUUGUACCGGAGUCACCUGUGUUGGUACGACCACGUGGAGAUCAGAGAUGGAUACUGGAGGAAGGCGCCGCUCAAAGGUCAGUCAUAGUGACAGAAUUAUUAUUUUUCUGUGGGUUUAAUUUUUUGCUUUUGCUCAACAAAAGUUGGAAAUUCAAAGUUAAUCAGCUUUCGAUCAUAAAAGCAAAAUAAAGUCAGUAUUUAUUCCUCAGGUCAGACAGCAUGCUUGUUUUGAGUUGUUGAAAUAUGUUCAUUAUGUACAAGAAACUAGAAGCUAAAGAUCUUGAUUGAUUUGUAACCAAGUACAAAAUAAAACUUUUCAGGAAAUCAAACCAUGAUUAUCAAUCUAUUAUUAAUCUGCCAAACACUGAAGAGUAAAAUUUAAGCUGCUUGUACACUUCUGCCUUUGUGUGCAUCUGAGUUCUCUCCUCUAGUGAAUUUCCACUGAAGUAGAGAGCCGUGUAGUGGAAUUUCAGAGCUAUCCCAGUUGUCACAAUGAUAAAAUCUUGCUAUAUGUGUGUGUGUCCUCACCUGUGGCCCAGGUCGUUUCUGUGGUGAUAAGCUGCCUGAACCAAUCAUCUCUACCGACAGCCGGCUGUGGAUUGAGUUCCGCAGUAGCAGCAACUGGGUGGGAAAAGGUUUCUCCGCCGUUUAUGAGGGUAAGCACCGGUUACCCCGACCUCCCUGAACCCCAUUCCAGUACGAAGCUCAGCUGACUGAACGCAUGGCUGCUCACACGUCCAACAAUGUGCCUAGAAGCUGCAGUAAUAUCCACAGCUUUUUGGCUCCCCUACUGCUGAUGUGUCAGGCUCUUUACGCUGCAUUAAUCAGACUUUGGCCAGCCCUCACAUUCAGCUCCAUUGUUUCCAGACCGUGCGAAGGGCUUGUGUGUAUGUUUGCGUGUGUGGGAACUGGUGGAGGUAUUUCAGCUAAUCCACGCCGCGUUAAUCAGAACAGUGAGCACACCGGGCCAUGUGCUGAUGACAUUGUGAUCAAGGGUGUUAAAUAUUGCUUAUAUUGUUUUUUUCUGUCACAUGCAGCCAUCUGCGGCGGGGAGGUGAAGAAAGACAACGGGCAGAUCCAGUCCCCCAACUAUCCUGAUGACUACAGACCGAACAAAGUGUGUGUGUGGAAGGUUACAGUAGCUCAGGGCUACCAUGUAGGCCUCACCUUCCAGUCUUUCGAGGUGGGACACUUAUCCCUUUGCUAUAGAUACUUAAGAUACAUGAAGUAAUACUGUGUGUUUUUGUUCAAGAUCAUUUAAGCUGAUAUCCCACUCUAACUUUUCCCAGAUUGAGCGACAUGACAGUUGCGCUUAUGACUACCUGGAGGUCCGGGAUGGAAAUUCUGAAAACAGCCCCCUAUUGGGCCGCUUCUGUGGCUACGACAAGCCAGAUGAUAUCAAAACCAGCUCCAACCAGCUGUGGAUGAAGUUUGUUUCAGAUGGCUCCGUCAACAAGGCCGGUUUUGCUGCCAACUUCUUUAAAGGUCAGAGUUCAAGGGUCGUAAAGUCUCAUGUGACGUGUUUCGGUGCUCAUCUGUCUGUUGUUAGUAGUGUGCAGUGAUUUCACAUGUUUUUGUUUCACUCGCACAGACAGAUCCUGUGUGACCCUUCUUGACUGGCCCUGCUGAUGUUUUGUAGAGUCUCUCUCAUAAACCAGUGAGCCAGGGGGGCCGGCGAGCAGGGUCCUAACAUAUCUUUGUGUUUUCAGAGAUGGAUGAGUGCUCCAAGCCGGACAACGGUCGCUGUGAGCAACGUUGUGUCAACACACUGGGAAGCUACAAGUGUGCCUGUGACCCAGGCUAUGAACUGGCUGCUGACAAGCGCAGCUGCGAGGGUAAGUACAGGGAAAAAAGUCACCAGCUCUGCUCACGAAUCAUGUAACUCGCAUGAUAGAGCUCCUCAAACAGUAAGCCAUCCAAAUACAAUAAGCCCAGUCAUUCUGUAAAGCCAGCAGUGAUGCCCAUGCUGGCAGAGCACUGUCUUUUAAAGAUUAGGGUCACAACAAUGCAAACACUAUUUUUAGCUCAAAUUACAUGUUGUUGUUUAAGACCUAACUAUUAGUAUAAAUGCUGCAGAGUAUCUGGUUUACCACUUAACCACUGGCCACUCCCUCCUGAGGAAGUCAGCUGUCACUGCAGCUUAACUAUGUCUGCAAAUACCUGUAUGUAGCACGUUACUGUAAGUAGCUUGAGUAAAAAACACUGAGCCUUAAGAACCAAAAGAGCAUUAAAGACUUUUAAUUUAAAAAAACAAUUUUAGAUAAAAAUAAGUAAACACAAGAAAUGGAGAUAUCUUGAAGACUUAAAAACAGGCAACUGGACUGUGUAGAGUUGAGAAGACGUUUCGCCUCUUAUCCAAGAAGCUUCUUCAGUUCUAAAAUUGCUAGUGUGAGGAGCAGAUAUUUAUCUUACUGGAGAAGGGGUCAGGGAACUGAAGAAGCUUCUUGGAUAAGAGGCGAAACGUCUUCUCAACUCUACACAGACCAGUUGCCUGUUUUUAAGUCUUCAAGAUAACCAUGACCUGGAUGAAUGAGAAUCUACAUGGACAAGAAAUGGAGAUGAUCCAAAAUACUAUCCUUAUUGAAGAGCAAAGGUUCAAGAACAUAACAAGAUUAGACUGGAGUAUAUUAGAAUUUAAUAUUUUAUAUAAUUUAUAUUCAACCUCUGCAUAAAAACAGAACAAAAGAGAAAAUGUGUUUUUUGUUAUGAGCGUAUUGCAUGUCAAGAGGCUACAUAUCUUAAAUUCUGAACUAGGAAAAUUCAAGAAUCAUGAAUAAUUCAUUUAAAUACAAAAGAAAAAAAACUUUAGAAACAAUAUUCACUUCCAUCGUACAACUCUGCAGUCCAUCAACAUCAUGUCCAGCCAGGUGGUGACAAUCACGCAUCUCUUAAUUUGAGCUAAAAAUAGACACGUGAGGGAAUGGGAAACACCAGUUGUUUUAACAUGUUGUGCGUUGCAUAACCGAUGCAAAGCUUCCCCUCAGUUCACACACGCAGGUCAGGCAGUAAUCUGGGUUUAUUCAGGACACAGGGGGGAUAUAUCACACGCUUUGUUUCAGCUGAAUAGUUCCUGACAAACAUGCACUCGGAGACAUAUGGUGAUAAUAUAUUUCUCUUUUCUGCACAUCUUAAUCUCCAUUAAACAAACUAUUUCGCUUAUAUCUUCCUAUGUUGUUUGUUCUGUCUAGCUGCUUGCGGAGGCUUCAUCACCAAGCUGAAUGGGUCAAUCACCAGUCCCGGCUGGCCCAGAGAGUACCCCCCUAACAAGAACUGCAUCUGGCAGCUGGUCGCCCCAACUCAGUACCGCAUCACUCUGCUCUUUGACGUCUUCGAGACUGAGGGCAAUGACGUGAGCACUGGGGUUAUUUUGAAUCGGCGCGGGGUGGGUUUGUUCUAUGUUUUCUCUCUGUCCACAUUCAUAGACAACAAAGCUUUGAUCCCCCGCCCUUCAUAAUUAAAACCAAAUGCAACGUCCCAGCCUCCUCACAUGCUCCGUUUCACUGCACAGGUUUGUAAGUACGACUACGUGGAGGUGCGCAGCGGGCUUUCAGCUGAUUCGAGGCUCCAUGGGAAGUUCUGUGGAGCAGAGAAACCAGAAGCUAUCACCUCCCAAUACAACAAUAUGCGCAUUGAGUUUAAAUCGGACAACACGGUGUCCAAAAAAGGCUUUAAAGCACAGUUCUUCUCAGGUGGGUGUCCUAACAGAGCUCUGCACAGCAUCACGUCUUCUUUAGUCUUCACAGGAUGGAAAUAGUCACCAAGCUUGUGUCCUCUGUGCUCCUGCAGACAAAGAUGAGUGCUCCAAAGAGAACGGAGGCUGUCAACACGAGUGUGUCAACACCUUUGGAAGCUACAGCUGUCAGUGCAGGAGCGGCUUUGUGCUGCACGAGAACAAACACGACUGCAAAGAAGGUACCUGACCUCAAAUUCUUGUCACCUUGAUGCUGAUACCUGCUUAUCCUCACUCUCGGCUCUUUUUUUUCCAAUCUGAGCAACCACUGCAGUAGAUAAGCAGUCUGAGUGCAGUCAAGCUGUGCCAUUUUAGCACGAUACAGAGGUCUGUGUUGACUCAAUGCUGUCUUUUUUCUACAGCCGGCUGUGAUCACACUGUGAAUAGCGUGAGUGGCACCAUCACCAGCCCGAAUUGGCCGGAUAGAUACCCCAGCAAGAAGGCCUGCACCUGGGCCCUCACCACCACUCCAGGCCAUCGCAUCAAAAUCGUAUGUGUCACUUCCUCCCACUCUCUGUGUAGUUUCUCUGGUCAGUCAUGUAUUUAUUUGUGUUUGGAUUAUUGUGUAACAGAAAUCCACAGAGGACAUCUGUGUUUACUUUGCUGAUGUCAGAAGCUGUUAUGCCAUCCCUAAUGAUGAUGUGUGGCUCCCCCUUCUGUUGUUAUCUGUGUCACUGACAUAGAGUAGAUCAAAUCGAUUCAUUUGCUUCUUUGGAAAGGCCAAAUGUAAAGAAUGGGAGCUACUGAAGUGCUGGAGAUUCACAUUUACUGUGCUCACUGUGUAAGCUUCAAUUUUACAAAACUAUUUAGGAUGCGAAAGAGGAUCUAUGAGGGUUAAACUGUCUUCUUGUAGCUUUUUUAAGACUUUAAAAAUAAAAAAGAAAACGAUCUUAAGUGGAAGUUGACACUAAGCUGGGUUAUCAUCCCAUCUUAUUUUACUUGAUAGAUCACAAAUAGAUAUAUCUGUCAGUACGUUUUCAGCAGCCUCUGAUUCAACCUUUCCAAAUGUGAGUCGGUGCAUAAAAAGUCUUGCAAUUAAAUCAAAAUGUGCUAAAAUCCCUUUACUGGAAGCUUAAGUCAAAUACUUUGGUGUUGACGUUGGAAAAGACCAAAUUUCAGGAAUGAGGGAAAGCUGUAAUCCACUGAUUUUCCCAGUACAGCAUUAUUUUAAUUAAAGGUCUCAAAGUAAUUCAAUCUUGCUCCCAAAAGCUGAGUAAUCUUCUGGAAUAGUCUGAAAAUGAUUAUCGUGUUUGGUAUGAUAACUCCUAUUAAAAAAAAAACACACAAAAAAAUGAGAAUCUUUUUUGAAUAGCAAAACUCCGAAUAUACUUAAGCGGAUUUAAAAAACAGAAACUUAGUCAUACAUUUGAUAUAUUUUUAAAGAAACAUUGACAUCCUGUAUAAAGUAAAAUUUCCAAGUAAAAUAUAAGAUUUGAAAUCAUUUAACUAAGUUCUUUUCUGACCUUAUUUCAAGCCCCUUUUUAUUUAUAUAUUUGCAGUGCUGUAUCUGUAUCUCUUUUUGCCUUUGAGAUAAUAAGUGUACUGGAAGUUACAUGUAUCACUUUAAAGGGAGUGUGAUUGACCCAAGAAAAGGGUUCAAAUGCUUGAACUCAAAACACGUACAUUUUGUCUGACAACGCGUGUCUUAAGAAAUACUUUUUAUCUUGUUUUGCUGCAGGCCUUCAAUGAAAUCGACAUGGAGGCCCACCUGGAGUGUGCUUAUGACCACAUUGAGAUUUAUGACGGGCGAGAUGGAAAAUCUCCAAGUCUAGGUCGCUUCUGUGGCACCAAGAAGCCCCCGCCCAUCACGUCAAGUGGAAACAAGCUGUUCGUUCGCUUCUUCUCUGACAACUCAGUGCAGAAGAAAGGCUUCGAGGCUUCUCAUACUGCAGGUAAGAAUAGCUGCGGCUGUAAUAACAGUUCUCAGUUUCUCCUCCCGCUACAUAAAAAAAAACGUAAUAGUAGCUGAGAGGGAUUCCAGUAACUUCUCCAAACCUUUGUGUUUUGAGUGCAUCAAGUUAAUUUCAGGUUAAUUCCUCACAAAUCCAACUCCUCAGAGGUUUCUGUAGUGAAUACAUGCAGGAUUUAGUUUUGAUUGCAUUUCACCACCCUGUCUGAGAAUGAUUAUGACUCAUGUUUAACAACAGAGGGGGGAUUUAGACUCCUUUGUAUCUGUAUGACUGUAAAACCACAAAUGACCGAGAGACCAACAAGCACAGCCGCCGUACUUAAACCUUAUACAAGAUGUCGGACUCAGCUCAACUUUUCUGCCUUCAGAGUGCGGCGGUCGUCUGAGAGCUGAAGUCAAAACCAAGGACCUGUUCUCCCACGCUCAGUUUGGGGACAACAACUACCCCGGAGCCUCCGACUGUCAGUGGGUGAUCUCUGCUGAGAAAGGCUACGGUGUCGAGCUCAUCUUCCAGACCUUCGAGAUCGAGGAGGAGGCCGACUGCGGCUACGACUACAUGGAGCUUUUUGAUGGAGCUGACACCAAAUCCCCUCGACUGGGACGCUACUGUGGCUCAGGGGUAUGAACAUUUCUCUCUGGCCAAAGUAGCCGGCCUGCCUCAGCACUUUUUUAGUGUUACAGUAAGAGUUUUCAGACAACUGUUGGGGAAUUGCCCUGCUGUUGAGUAACCUUUUGGUAGUGGUUUGUGAACUACCCUUGGGCUUUUGAUUCCAGUUCUGCUUUAAUCGCUUUGUUAAACUUUGUUGUCCUCUGGGUUUGGGAGUGUAGCUGUGUAGGCGCUUGUAGGUCACACAUCGCUUCCACUCCCUGGUUGCAGAUAGCCUAUCGGAGCCUCUGGCAUCAGGCUGCAACUGUGAAUUAAUCAGCCAAUGCUGAGGCUGCAGCCUGAGUCUGGAACAAUGAGGCCAGCAGGGAAUAGAAACACAAGUUUCCUCAGGUCAGAGAACAGCUUGAUCUCAUUUACACACUCCAAUAAUAAGCUUAGGCCUUUCACUCACGCCUGUUCACAUGAAUCAUUUGCUGGAGGGGACAUAACACUGUAGGAACCCCGGGGAGACACUUCUCAAUCAAGUUUCCUUUUAUAAAACAGGUCGAAAUAAACUGACACAAUUCAGCGCAGAGUAGUAGAAAAACUCAUUACAGCAUAUAGAGGCUCACUUUAGCUCGGGGGUUUCUCUCCAUUAAACAGAAGACUUUACAUCGUUGGGUCUACCAUCCCCUCAUUCCUAUUAAAGCAGGACUUAUUAGCUAUUGUAUAUACAUAAUUCAUGCUGUGAGUGACAACAGUCUGGUGUUUAACACUUGGUUGCACAAGCUUUGGGUGUUCUGAUGCUGCACUGCUUUCGGAUAGUCAGAGAGCAGCUGCUGAGAGCCUCCACCAGCCAAUUAUUUCCUAGUAUAAUGUUCUGAAUUAAUAUUCAUGUGAUAAAAGUAUUCUGACAGGUCCUGUGUUUCAUAUUUUCUGCGCUCACACUAAGCAGUUAAUUCUCCUUUUGUUUAAAUGGAAACACUUUGGCCGACUCUGGUGGCAGUAGAAAUGAGCUCGGAGCUGAGGCGCACCUGGAACUAAUCACCAGACUGUAUUUUAUCCUCACUUCAAUAGACACUAAAGCCUCCAUCAGAAAAAAGCUGGAAAAGACCAGUCCUCGUCCUGGUCCCUCACAUGGCCCCUGUCUGCCACAGACCUAGCAAUCCUCCGCAGUCAGAAGCCAUUGGUCAUGGUCACUGAUUUGACUUCAGAUUCGGCAUGUGACGAGACUUUAGUUUGAAGUGAAGUGCAGUCAGAGAAGCAGAAAGCAGCUGCGUAAAUGAAUCUGUUUUUUCUUUUUGUCUGCUCUCUCAGCCUCCAGAGGAGAUCUACUCGGCCGGUGACUCCAUUGUGAUCAAGUUCCGCUCUGACGACACAAUCAACAAGAAAGGGUUUCACGUCCGCUACACCAGCACCAAGUUCCAGGACACACUGCAUUCACGCAAGUGACCAGCGGGGGCCGGAAGGGGCCGUGCGGGGCAAAGGGGCAAGCAGAGGGGCCCCCAAGGGAGGCGCCAGCCUGACGCUCGGAAACCUUCGGCCACCAAGAUGAAUCAGACACGACAGAACAGCCGCAAAACCACCAACCGCACCUCAGCUCCCAGGGGCUCUAGCUCCCCCCGCAGACUGUGAGGAGUAAAGCCAUUCUGCAGUACACCUUGUUUUUACCUUUUUAUGGUUAGGGUUGGGGUGGGAGGAGGAACGUCCGCUUUAGGCGGGGAAAAUUAAUUGACCCGGUCCCCUCCAGAUCUUUUUUUGUUCUUUGUUUCUUUAUUUUUUAACAUGCCUCCUAAUGAGAGGCACUAAGGAAAACAGUGGAUUCUCAGGACCUGUAGGAAGGCAGGCAUCAGCUGGACAGAUCCCUGCUUUUGUCGGGCCAGCCCACCACAUCUGGGGGGGAGGAGAGGAAGAAGAGGAGGAGUAUGGGAAGGUCUCCUGAUACUCCUCGAUGAUUGCUCUCCUCUCCUCCCACUUUCAUUCCUUUGGUUCCUAUCUGUCAGAGGAUAAGAAGGACUUGACUUGAGAUUCUGAUACUGUAUGUCAGUCGAUUGCAUGUAAUUACAAGAGAAGAAGGAAAACUGUACAGUGACAACACCAGCAUUUGUAAUUGGCAUUGUCCUGGCAAGCAGUGGCAAGAUUCUCGAUGUUACCAUUAACAAGGAAAUUAAGGAAGCAGUUAUCUUAUUAAAGGACUAAUAAAUGAAUUGUGGUCCAUGUCUUCUGGUUGGUAAUUGCUUGCCUGACGACUGGCUUUUACUGUACCUCCAUGUAAAAAGUAAUGUGUAUGAUCUUUUAAAGGGAACAUGUGCUUUUCUCAGCUUGAAACCAGUUAGCACUUUACAGUGAAUUGUUCCAAAAUCAUGAGCUUAUGAGUUUUUGUGAAAUGCAAUGCCAGUUCACUUAUUUUUAAAUGCAUUUUAUCUCUCCUACUCUUCAUUGUUUUUUUUUUCUUUUCUUUUUUUUUUUUUUUUUUUUUUAAUUGCUCCAUUUAGUUCCUCAGGCAUACUUGAACAUUGUGUGUGCCCUCCAACAUGGGGUAAUAAAGAUAUGACUUAUGUUUCAGUGUUGAUUUACAGUUCUGAUGUAAAAUAAUUUCUCUCCAGAGAAAAUGCCUUUUUUUGGUACAAUGAAGUAUUUCUCAAGAACCAAAUGAGCCUGGGUAUUUAUUGUUAGAAUAACUCCAUCUAUUAUGUACAGGGGAAAGGUACUGUUGAAAUUAACCCUAUAACUGCCUUCUUAUGUGUAGCUAUUGGUCUAUGUUGAAUAUACUGUGUUGCUCACUCAUUCCUUUUCUCUAUUCAUUUCUCACUCAGUAUGAUGAGAAAAUGUUGUGUGACAGGGCAGCAGUCUGAUACAUCUGUUUGAUGUCUGACCUUUAAGUCACAAUAUUAACUUAUAACCAUUAACCUUUCAUGUGACAUUUCAGUUAAGGCUUGUCCCACGCUCCACCCACUUAGCUGCCGCUGAGUGAUGUGAGGACAUGUCAAGAAGAGGAGUAAUACACAGCUGAGGACAAAAACAUGGCAAAUGGGUUUGUUUGGAAAUAAAUUACCGAGGAUAAUUUUAAACCCCAUAAACAUAACAAACAACUAUAAAUGCCCCUCACUCUGGUCAGCUUUGGUUCUCUGUUUAUAGAUUGAGCGUGCCGUUUCAGGACACACUAUGAAAACAUUUCUUUUCACACUCUGCAAAAUAUUUAUUCUCCAUGUAUCCUAACACAACCCCCGUAAUCUUUCCAUUACAUUUCUGUUGUCCUUUUAUUUCUGUCGAAUAACACGGAGGGGCAGAGCCGUGUCUGUGAAAGCACCAGCAGGCUGGCACAAAGGAAAUUGGGCCUCACUUUUCUCUAACCAGCGCUCAGAACAACAAAAUCAAUUCAGAUAUAGGAAGACCGCAGACUGGAUCAGAUGCAGUUCACAUCAGUAAACAGUUGAUUAAGAUUCCCAGAACGUGUUCUCUGCAUAAAUUUGUUUUCAUUUCCGAACUAAAUUCCCCCAAACGGGCUUUUUCAAUCACAUUAUUAGUUACUGCGAUUGUCCUGCAAGUUUUAUACAAGUUUAAACUCUUGUUGCUUUACUCUCUGAGGUAUCAAACUGGAUUCUGUCCUUGAUUUUAAACGCUUGAAUGAACAAGAAAAACAAUGAGCUCAUAUCCAAGAUAUCAUGAAGGAAGAAACGAUACUACACUUGAAAGAAGGGAGCGUUUUUAGCCAUGUAAGGCAAACUGCUAGUACGGAUUAAUAUUUCUUUAUACACACAAUCAUAGACUGUAUAUAGAAUAUGUUUAAAGAUAUUAAAUAAUAGACAUAAUUUUAUCAUCCUCUGAUUAAGAAGCAUCUUUGCUUGACAAAUUUAAUCCAACUUAUCUCUCUCAAAGAUUGAUGCUUUUAAAAAUCAAGCCGUCAUUUAAGGUCAUAAAAGUGAACCGCAGCUAUUUAACAUCAUAGAAGUGUGUCUGCUGACAGUAAAGGUCGACUGUUUUUCUACUUCAAUAAAUCAAAUUUGUUGCUGCUUCAGCUGAAUAAACCAGAAGAGUCUCUGAAACUGAAGUCUGACAAGGUUUUUCUGCUUUUAAAGAAGAAGUUCACAUCUCUCUGCUUUUUGUUUCCACCAGGACGAGCGGGGGAAGGCUGCUGUACACCCAACACCUCACUUUUGUUUAAUGAAACAUUGAUGCACUGCAAUUCAAUGUAAUAUCCGAGCCAUUUCAUAUGAAUAAUUAACUACAGCCAACUGGAGAUGUGAAGCUGUGCGCUGUAGCUCUCAGUAACGAUGUGACUGUACGGGAACACUGACAGGUCUUCAUCAUUAUGUAACAAUGCAGAAGAAAGCAGUGCUGAGCCCCCACCAGAACAAAAGACUCCAGGCUUCCUGCACCUGUUUUAUUUGACUUUCACGAGGAACACACACACACACACAUGCACGCACACACGACAGGGAUUUACUGCACUUGCUGCAAUGGAGUCAGUUCCUCUCCAUAACCAUUAUUGUGUUAUGUGGCUUGACAAAUGGCCCUCACCUUCACUGCGGGGCAGAGCGGAGCCCGUGUCGAUGGAUGCAUGAGUGGUGCUCUAAACUGUGUGAGAGCAGCGUUGCUUGAUCCGAGUGCCUACAAGUGUGAUGAAGGGUGUUUAAAGAGUACAGUGAAGGACCUGAGGUUUCUUUCAAUUGGUGCUGAUGACAAAAAUAGAGAUCUAAGGUAUGAACAUAUUUAAAUGUCAGGAAAGGAGAUUAUAUAUUGUGGAGUGUGCGUGUGUGUGUGUGUGUGAGCAGGACACUGAAAUAUUGACAUCCCAUAUUACAUUUAAUAAAACUGUGCAGGGUACAAAUCUGAGCACAACUUGUAAACCAGCCACAUCUGGACAUCAUCACCUUUGUUUCAAAAGUGGCUGCAGAAAAAACAGAAACUCAACAUCCAUCGAGGAAAACAUAAACAAAGAAAACAAACAACAUGUUUCACAAGAUUGCCUGUGAGUCAAGUGGAGCGGUAACACUUAUCUUCACGGACGUCAGAACACGCAGCCCCGGCGGUAUUCACAAUAGCAGGUCACGGCACAGUCAGCUGCUCUUCACCACUCAACAAGUUACACAGAUAAAAACGGUGACUCAGUGAGUGUUUCCCAACGAUUACUCAAUUGUCUCCACCUCUUGGCUGAAGGCGAUAUAGAAGCGAAAAAAGGAAAAGGAAAUACAGACUGAAUCAUCAUUUAAAAGAACAGAGAGGUCGGUCAGCUGUGAGUCACAGUUUUUUUACACAAUAUUUAAGUACUUAAUCAUCGACUAAUGAAAGUAAAGACGGUGGAUUCUGUGAUGAAAAACAAUUUACAUUCAUGGAAUAGAUUCUGACAUCUUUGUGCUGUAAAGUUUCAAUCAUUCACUGAUCUGAGGAUCCUCCUGAACACGAAGGAAAACUGGGUGCUUUCAGUUCUUAGAUUUGCAUACGGGCAGACUCAUCAGCCUGACAUUGACGUGAGUCUGGGUUAGUUUGUGUUUACAUGCUGAUUGAGUGCCAGGCCAACGACCCCAGCUGCCCUCCCACCCAGCACACAGCCGCUCCCAGGGCCGAUACCACCAUCACAGCCAGGCUGGCCUUGAGAACAGCACCGGGAGGUCUGCUGAAACGAGGGGGGGCCAUACAGGCCAACAUGGCCACGGUCACGGUCAGGGUGAACAAAAUGGAGACAGCAGUGUUUAUGGCCACUAUCUGGCCGAACUUGGCGAAAGGCACAAUGACGCAGAAGAAGAGAGGGACUGUGGAGAUCACUGUGGUGACGGCGCUGGACACUAUGGCAACACCUACAUGGUUCACUGCCUCUAAGGUCCGCCUCCGCCUCUCCACUGCAGGCUCCUGCAAAAAAAAAAAAAAAGGAUUGGUAAGACAGCCGCUCCUCUUUACUCUGAAGCCUCGAGGGCGCUUCUCACCUCAUUAAACCCAAAUUCUUAGUCAUUAUCUUGUUUCGACAAGUAUGAACACAAAAAAAAUUAGGACAAUUUUUUUGCAAUUACUCAAUUAUGUUAUGCAAGAAAUCGACAUUCCCAUACCAAGUUCUGACCCGGUGUAGAGGGCAUGGUCUCCCCAGCCAGCAGGUAACCCUCCACGAGGUGCAGGCAGUAAUCCACUGAAGAGCCCACGAGUAUGGAGAGAGAAAUUGCCUCCACUGCACCCAUCUCCCAGCCCAGCCAAUACAUGACAGCCACAACUAGACAGAUCACGCCUGAAGAAGCACAAAAAACCCCACAAUCUUAAAAAGGAUACAAACUCAGGCCUCAAUAUUCACAUUUAAAAACCCAUCUCUGAGUGUACAAAGGAGACACUCUGAAGAGCCUGAAUGAAAAAGUUCACCUCUUACCUAGUAUGGUGAUGAGCACUGGCAGUAGCAGCAGAGGAUGAGCAGUAAACACGGACACAGCUGCCACACAGAUGGCCAGAGACAGCAGCAGACUCCAGAGGGCACUCUCCACACCUACAAACAGACCACAGAGCAGCAGAAUAGCAACUUUCACAUACUGCCACUUUCGUCCAUUCCCGCUAUCUCUUGAAAUGUCACACCGUAUCUUCACUUACCUAUGAUCUCCAUGAAGAUCUGCUUCCAGUGCUCACAGGUCUGGAAACCUCGUUGCAGAGCUGAUGACUGUGGGAGGGAGGCGAGCUGCUCUUGAAUGAAGUUCUCCCACUGGAGGAAGUCAGAGUAGGUCUGAAAGGAGGAUUUCCCCUUGUAUGUGGUCUUUGGCGGAGGGAGAACAGAGUAAAAAAAGUGAGGUAGUGAAUGUGAAAGUCUGCGACACAGACAGAUAAAAAGCAGACGGAUAAUGAGACUUACAGACUCAAAGGCCAUGGACAGCCAGCGGACCUUUCCUCCGUGCAUUCCCACCGCUCCGUGUGAGAGCUGACCCGGUAGCAGGUUGGGUUCAGGGAGAGAGUGACACUCAGGGUGGAGCAGAGGCAACACAGACGACAGUUUAUUACCUGAGGAAGAAAGAAAAAGUAUUUCUAUAUAAAUUUUCUUUUUAACAUUUAAGAACAUUUUCAUCAUUUCCUCUUUUUCUUACAAAUCUGAUUUCAUGUGCAGCUGAUAAGUGCUUUCAUAGGCUUAAUGAAACCACAGCUUUUUUGGUUCAUUUUUAUCUGUACAUUUUCCUUCAUCAAAGAAUUAUCCAGAAAAAAAUGGAUAGAUGGAAAAUGGAUGGAAUGGAUUUCCCCCCAUUCCGGCUCUGGGUCGGCUUGGAAAGGCUCGGGGGCGAAGGUGGCUCGUGGCCCUGGCCUGGGGCGGCAAUAGCUCAGGAGGUAGAGUGGUCAUCCAGUAACCGGAAGGUUGGCGGUUCGAUUCCCCCCUGUCCCAAGUCUGUCCCUCGUGUCCUUGGGCAAGACACUUAACCUUGCUCCCAGUGUGUGUCCUCCACUGGUGUAUGAUUGUGAGUGUUGUGUGGUGGCGGUCGGAGAGGCCGUAGGUGCAAAAUGGCAGCCACGUUUCCAUCAGUUUGCCCCAGGGCAACUGUGACUACUAAGGUAGUUUACCACCACCAAAGUGUGACUGUGUGAGCGAAUGAUGUGUCCAAUGUUUAGCGCUUUGAGGGUCUCUGAUAAAGCGCUAUAUGAAAUCUGAUGCAUUAUUAUUAUAAAUUAAGUUGAAUUUGAAAUUUGAACAAGGUGGCGUCAUUUUUGUUAAAAACACUACUCUUGUAUGAGCAGGACAGGUAAAGCAAUGUGAUUAAAGCUUCGUCUUUGUCUACACACACCUGAGUUCUCCGUAGGUGCCUUUAUUUAAGUCCAUAGUGAUCAAUAAACAUAUAGUUUCUACUGAUUAAUUGUUUAAAAGAUAAUAAACCUGUUAUUUAGACUCUUUAAACAAUAAGUAUUUUUUUUGUUAUUUAAUUUUGUUUUUAUUUCAUGAUAAAAGAUUCCCCUCUGAGUUGUGUUUGAGCCUUACCUGAUGGCAAACACUGCGCUCCCCCCGGCUUCACAAGUUUUCUGUUUGCACUGAUCACUUUGCAGAUUUUGCAAAGAUGCCCCAUUUCCUGGAAAAUAUCAAAGUCUGGAUCCAAGAUGAUGCUGCCCUUUGAAGAGAAUUAAACACUUCAUCAACCACAUGAGAAAUUAAUUCAACAAUCUGGCUCUGCUUUGUUCUUGUUGAUUCUGAGCAUGCCGACACAGAUGCGACUCUCACCACAUCUCCAAUCACGUGGUUGUCCUUAUGUCCUGUGCGGUUGACGCCCAAGAUGCCAAACACGACAAAGACCAUUGCCCCCGUGUCCACCAGAGGACGCACUGCUGGGCGGCCACAUGCACCGCUGCUGCAUGGGUUGAAGCCAGAGGUUUUGGAUGUCUUCAUGUUGGCGGUGGACGAGGCAUCUGUAAAAAUAGCACAUGGGAAAAAUCUCUAUGCAGCAUUUAUUUAUACAGAGUAAAAAAUGUGUGUGCAAGUGAAGUACACAAGUGGAAAAUCCUCAAGUGGGUUCAGAGUGGGGCACUUUAAGAUGCUAAAUCUGAAUGAAGUCAUAUCAGUGCGUUUUCUCUUUUUAUAAGACUCUUUGAAACUUAAUGACAUAAACAGACGUUUCAUUUGGUGGGAAAAUUGUUUUGCUGAUGGGCUUGAAAACCUCGUAAUAAUAAGGAUGCUGUGACACUUGCUCCCUCACCGCUGAGAAGAGGAGUAUAAAAGGAUCCUUGUGUGGGUCCAUCAGGCCCAGAACUGAUACCACAGCCCGGCAGUCCCACACAUAUUCUCGUGGGAUGAGGUCUUAGGCGGCACUGGGCAUAGUACAGCCUCCUGAGAGGGGGGAAAGCAGGGCAGAAAUGAGCGAUUGUCUGCUAAAUCAACAUGACAGUCCAUCUAACUCUAACCCUUUUUCUAUUUGUGUUUUCACCUGCUGUUCUGCUGUGGAGAUGAUGCCACAUAAAAAGAGAACUCUGGCGUCCAGCCAUGCCGGGGUUCACAUGAAGUGGAUGUAAUCAUCCAGCUGGGGUACGGAUGGUACACAUGGGAAACACACACUGUCAUUCUGCUGGUGUAAUUGCUGCAGGGCUGAUUAUAAGCCUAUUCAGAUAAAACAAGAUUAUUUUUAAGCCGCUUUGGUGAGGCGUGUCACAGAUGGGAGACAUAACGUUAUAACGAAUUAUCAAAAUAUCAUUAGGCUGACUUUUUUUUUCCCGCCUCCUAACCUGAAAAGAUGACACCUCAUCAUGAUCUGAGCUGCAGAGUUUCCACGGGGUGGGUGUGCUGGUGUUAAGGGAGAAGCGAUAAAGGGUUGUAGAAGCUCCAAGGUCCAACUUUGAUAUGUACACCGUGAGUAAAGAGCCUGAAAAACAGCGUCCGCGCUUUCAUUUCAAACAGCAGAACAUGUUUCCGCAAGGACAAAGGUGAGAGAAGAGAGAGUUUCGUGCGCCGCAUCUUUUACCUGUUUGAUUUGUGCUUGGGUUUGUUCUCACUGAUCUCCGAGCAGCGGUAGAGGUCAUUGUGCUUGUAGCUUGCUGAUGUGUUGAAAACUUAAACCCUGUAGAGGAGGCGUGAGUGUACAAAAGGUGGGGUUUCUCCAUGAAUACACCUGCAGGACAAAAAAGUACAUUUCAGAUAUUUUUCUUGAAGCCUUCAGAGGGAAACUGAUGUGAGAAAUUCCAUCUCCUCCGAAGUCUCACCUGAGCACAUGGGGCAAGAGAUACCCUGACCGCUGAGGUUGCUCC
This is a messenger RNA of Xyrichtys novacula (pearly razorfish), 36985 nucleotides long. The record is from the annotation of a GenBank genome assembly. Lineage: Eukaryota; Metazoa; Chordata; Actinopteri; Labriformes; Labridae.